Molecule: messenger RNA, 1539 nt
Organism: Dovyalis caffra
Lineage: Eukaryota; Viridiplantae; Streptophyta; Magnoliopsida; Malpighiales; Salicaceae
Source: the annotation of a GenBank genome assembly
AUGGCGGUUCCUGACUGUGGCGAUUUUGUCGGCGACAGUGUUGCCGUUGCUUCUUCUUCAUCAUUUUCUACAACAACUAUGUUACCAAAACCCAUGUUGGAAGAUGAUCAGUCAUUGAGAAAUGCAAUAAAAUCAGAGAAAGAUAAAGUGGGUGAAGAGAAUAAUAUGUCUCCUUUACACGACACCACUUCUUGCGGUGGAGGCGGUGGCCCUUCAUCUUCAUCAUCAUCGUCGAUGAAUACCAGAGAAAUACAGAAAGCUGCAGUAGAGGUAGAGGUAGAGGUAGAAGUAGAGGUGGAGGUAGAGGAGGAGAAAAUAAUCAAAGCACCAGCAGUGACGGUCAAAGUAGAAGACGAAGAAGAUCAUAUAGGUAGUCUCAAUGAGUUGAAGGGAGGUGGCAGUGGCGAUAUUAGCAUUAAUCACAAUGGAAUAUCGUCGUCUUCGUGUUCCUCUGUGGGUUUACCAAAACCAAUGGAGGGUUUACACGAGACAGGUCCACCUCCGUUUCUAAAGAAGACAUUUGAGAUGGUGGAGGAUUCGGAAACCGAUGAAACAGUGUCGUGGAGCAAGAAUCAUGAUAGUUUCAUUGUUUGGGACUCUCAUGAAUUCUCUAAGAAUCUACUCCCUAAGUACUUCAAGCACAGUAAUUUCUCCAGCUUCAUUCGCCAACUAAAUACCUAUGGCUUUAGAAAGAUUGAUUCGGAUAGAUGGGAGUUUGCAAAUGAAGGGUUUCACGGUGGGAAGAGGCAUUUGCUCAAGACCAUCAAGAGGAGAAGCAGGUAUAACAAACAGCAAAGGGAAAAUGUAACGCUGACUGGCAUUAAUGAUCCAACAAAACCUGGUGUGGAAGCUGAACUUGAAAAUUUGAAGGAUGAUCAAGAUGUUUUAAGGCUGGAAAUCUUGAAAAUUAGACAGCAGCAGCAGGAGUCGCAAACUCAACUGAAUGCUGUUGAAGAUCGCAUUCAAGCUGCAGAGUUCAAGCAAUUGCGGAUGUUUAUUUUCUUUACCAAAGCUGCCAAAAAUCCUGGCUUUAUUCAACAAUUAAUCCAGAAGAGAAAGCAACAAGGGAAGCUAGAUGGGAUUGAAUUUCGCAAGAUAAGACGACUGCUUCAAACCCGAGUCCCUCAAAGCUUGCCUGGUGCUUUGGAUACCAACCGAAACCAUGCUCAGGAACAAUUGACCACAAUGCAAACCGAACUUACUGAGAUUUUAACUGAGGAUGUCGAGACCUGCCAAACGUCAAAACUGUUUCCAGCUCCCAUGAGUGAUGAGUUUUGCAGUCCAAUACUUCAAGAUCAUAAUGCAAAUGUAAUGUUUGAAAUGGACACUCAAAAUAUGUCUUCUGUUUAUAAUCUUAUGUCAGAGAAGCUAUUGGAUGACAGUUCGGUGAUGGAGAAUUUGGUUGAUGAAGAGGUAGAUGUUGAUGACUCAAAACUUUACCUUGAACUGGAGGAUUUGAUUGGGAAGCCACGAAUGUGGGGUGGAUGUGCAACGGAGUUAGUGGGGAAUGCAGCUGGCUGUGUUGGAUCAAUCCCCUGA